Cantharellus anzutake is the source of this 426-nucleotide messenger RNA. RefSeq lists its product as uncharacterized. The record is from RefSeq and is a predicted model, not a curated record. The coding region runs from base 1 to 426 and encodes 141 amino acids. The transcript has 2 exons. NCBI's taxonomy places the organism in Eukaryota, Fungi, Basidiomycota, Agaricomycetes, Cantharellales, Hydnaceae.
AUGUCAGAAGGCGCUUUAAGCAUCUCGUUAGGUGGAUCCGUGCAUUUCAGUGCACAUCAUAACUCUGCCUAUCACGACGAACACUUGGACGAUAAGAAACUAAAUGCCGAGGGCCUAUUCCGCCCAUUCGGUGGUUCUGCUGUACCUUCGCACAGGGGCUAUCAAGGCGAGGAGAACCUGGACAUUAGCAUCGUCGGGGCGUUCCGAGAGUACAUGACGGCCUCCCAUCAUACGUUGGAAAAGGGAUUCCGACAAUGGAUGGAGGCUCAAUACCGUUCGAGGACUCCCGCUGCAGUGGGCCGCUGCACUGAGCCCCGAGACCCUUCUCAGAUUUGGGACACCCGCGAGCCCGCACAUUCACAUGAUGAGCUGCAGUACCCUCAAGGAGGACCGGAAGAAAUGCGACACGAAAACGUAACGUUCUAA